AAGAGUUCACUUGAUGCCUCAGUUUUGCCAUCCCUGUCUACGCAGCUUCAACAGCCCUGUAGUUGAGAGUCCGGACAGGGGGCUUGAGGGAAAGGUGCAUGGGCGGAGUGCCGGCACCAGCACCCCGGCCGCGGUGCCAGGGAGCCUGUCACCGGCGACCCCGCCGAACCAGCGCAUCUGUCCUGUCAGGUAGCAUGGUACACGAGUUUCGUUGGCUAACGACAUCGUUGCAUAUGCCUGUUGCGGAAUAGCGAAGUAUCAACUGGGCGGCUUAGUGAAGCUCACUGCCGAAUAUUGGGGUUGGGUGCACGGGCUCAACCGGGAGGGCGUUGUGGUUUUACUGGUGGUGUUGUGGUCGUACUGCGGUCGGGUAGCAUGGAACCACGACCCUCGCCCUCGGCUAACCACAAGCUCCGCCGCCUGCAGCUUGCUACUCCAUUUUUUGACGCAUCAUUGC
Messenger RNA from Thermothielavioides terrestris NRRL 8126, 457 nucleotides. RefSeq lists its product as uncharacterized. NCBI's taxonomy places the organism in Eukaryota, Fungi, Ascomycota, Sordariomycetes, Sordariales, Chaetomiaceae. The transcript has a single exon. Bases 14 to 193 code for a protein of 59 amino acids. The record is from RefSeq and is a predicted model, not a curated record.